AUGUCUGAACGCGUCCCAACUGAGCAAGCCACUCAGGAACAAGGCCCGAUUGCACCACAACCUCACCAUACCGGCAUCAUCAAGUCUGAACCAGCCGCCAUGGCCUCCCGCGACCAUGGAGAAAUGCCCCAGGCCCCCUCGUACCCAUCCCCCAGCUCGGCGCAAGUCAGCCAAGGGCCCGUGUCGUACUAUACCAACCAGCGACAAUUGACUGCGGAGGAAUUGCAUCUUUCGGCGGAAUUGUCUCGCGAAGUGUCGGCCGCGAACAUAAAUGACAACCCCGCCAAUGGCAUUAGUCAGGGCCAGCCCAUGGUCUUAGGGUCUCCGAACCCCAACCCUGCAGCUGUCAACCGCGGAGACUCUACCGAUCAGCAGCCCCCGGCACAGCAGCACCUUGUUCAAUUUACUCCCAACCAGCAAACCGGAGUGGAUCCUAAUCAUGACCUUAGCUACGGGGACCAGAGCGCCAGGCGCAAGCGGACCAAAGUCUCCAGGGCAUGUGAUGAGUGUCGCCGCAAGAAGGUCCGUUGCGAUGCCACCUCGGAAUCCGGAGUAGAUAUGUACAUCAAAGAACUUGCCGAUCGUAUCAACAGUCUGGAAAGUCAGAUACACCCUAGCAUCAGCGGACAGCAUGAUGUGCAAUAUCAAGCAUUAAAUGAAGAAGCAUCUCCUCCUGUGCGUGGCUACCAGGAGUUUUCUCCUACUGUUGACAAUAACCUUCUUCCAAGAAAACGGACGUUUUCUAUGACAGAGGGAGCUGUAUUGGGGUUGCCAAUACACCAGGGAGCUAGACAGCCAUCGGUUGGUGGCUGGCCUGCACAGUCACAAACUAAAGACGCGCAUCCCGAUGCUAUGGCAAACUUAGAGGUAUAUGCUUCCCAAAAUGGAGCCGCCAGGGUUGCACAACCCUUCUGGUCUCAUGGCCCGUUGCCAACUGGUGCCGAGCCAGGGGAGGAGGCAGUGCCUGUAGCGAUAGAUGAGAAAGUUCUUGAUACUUAUUACAAUCAUAUUCACACGAUAUUCCCGAUUUUGCCGGCUUCCAGGGACCAGCUUCGUAGCAAUCUCCGACAGGCGAACCGUGAGAUCCAAGAGGUUUUCCUCCACUCAUUACUUGCGGUUACCGGAGCAGGUUCCUUCCGCGCUGAAAACCAAUUUCAGGAGAUUCCAACUUUCGAGAAGGCCCAAGACCGAUUAUACGACUGGUUCCGGGGAGAUCCUUCCUCGCGACCACUCGCCGCUAAUUUUGUGCUCCUUCACAGUAUUAUACUCAUGAUACUAGAGGCAGACCAGCGUGGUCGGGAAAAUUUCCGUGGGCAAAGUGGUAUUUCGAAAGCCACCCUCGUGGAAGGGGGUGUGUCUCUUGGGUUUUAUAUUGCGAAGCCGCUCGGUCAACUCGAUAUCAGCAAUCCAGAUGACAAGGAUAUUGAUUCGGAUGGAAAUUUGGCUCGACGCAACUGGAUUGUUGUCGGCAUUUUAGCUCGUUGGCAUAUGAUGAGCACUGCUGGCCCCGACUUUUUUGGUAAUCAUGACAUUGCUACGUAUGAGGACACCAACAUAAUCAACCUGGCUACGAUGCAACUUGCUCGGUACUCAACUCUAUUCACCGAACUUUAUGACAUCUUCUCGGAGUCGUUGAACAAUCCCACUUACGGUCUUUCCCGCGCGUUCAAAAGGGUCAUCACCGGCCAACUUACCCGUAUCAGGGACAUUGAACGGCUCGACUUCACCAACACUGACGCCGCUACCGUCAAUACUGUCGAAAGCUUUUCUCCGCUUGUUUACUGGAGUAUCCACCUCCUACUUAAGCGUCAUCUUUAUAUCUACGUCCCCGCCGAACUCAUCUAUCCGUCACAAGUCAUCAUUGAAAUUAUAAAGAAGCAAGCUGAGAACGCCACUCCGAUAUCCUCGCCAUUUCACUUCCAUUUCCUCGCGCUUGCCGUUAUCACUCUUCUGGAACUGACGGAUAUACCCGAGCUUGUGAAUGACACCCAAGAGAUCCUCGAAAAGGCAUUAGCCGCUAUUUCUCUUCGUGAGAAACAUGCCGCAACUGCAGGCGAAUUCGAGAAUAUUUUUGCGACUCAGAGCUGGGAAAAUACGAUUCGGCUUUUCAUCGAAGCUAGGAUGAACCAACUGCGACAGGAACGGGUUGGAAAUCAGAUUUCUGGAAACCAUCAGCCUCUCGGCCCCACUGAACAGCGGUCUCUACAACAUCUUGCUGAUUUGGCCGUUGGGGCUGGCGGCAAAGCUGGAAAUGCUUCUUCGCCGCGUUCCGCGCCGCCUGGAAACCUGGCUGCUGAAAACAAAGAGCCCACACUACCUGUAGCACCGGGUCUCGAGGAGCAAAAGGAAGAUUACCCUAUUUUUAUUGAUUUCACGGAGUUGACCAAGAAAGGUUAUUUGAAUGUCCUAGCAGGAAUGUCCACAUAG
This is a messenger RNA of Uncinocarpus reesii 1704, 2427 nucleotides long. RefSeq lists its product as uncharacterized. The record is from RefSeq and is a predicted model, not a curated record. Gene Ontology annotation, molecular function: DNA-binding transcription factor activity, RNA polymerase II-specific; zinc ion binding. The transcript is spliced from 5 exons. Gene Ontology annotation, cellular component: nucleus. Bases 1 to 2427 code for a protein of 808 amino acids. NCBI's taxonomy places the organism in Eukaryota, Fungi, Ascomycota, Eurotiomycetes, Onygenales, Onygenaceae.